Zea mays is the source of this 2330-nucleotide messenger RNA. RefSeq lists its product as uncharacterized. The transcript has 3 exons. Lineage: Eukaryota; Viridiplantae; Streptophyta; Magnoliopsida; Poales; Poaceae. The record is from RefSeq and is a predicted model, not a curated record. Bases 527 to 1867 code for a protein of 446 amino acids.
UAGUUCCAAAAUUUCUCUCUUUACUUCUUUAGUGCCUCUCCAGCUUCAGCUUCACGUGAAGCUGACCCAAACGCCUUGUUGAAAAACAACUCCUCCUUGGGACCAGUCACCUUUGGGAGCUGGUUUUGACCUGGCCGGCCGGUGGCACGCUCCCCGUACGAGCACGCAACUACGCAAGGCCACCCCGCCGGUCUCUCCUUCCGCCGCCAGAUCCUCCGCUCCUUCGCCCACAGCCGCCGCGGCCGCGGCCCUCCUCCCUGGUUGUUGCACUGUAGUACUGGAGUGGAGGUCCGGUCCCACGUUUGGGCGUGGACUCGACAAGCGCCAAACCGAGCACCCCCAAAUCCUGAUUCUGCUCAACACUGCGCCUGAAAUAUUUUCUCCGGUGGGGCUGCAAAGGCAAAUUAGGAGCGCUUCCAAGUUCCAAUCCCCGUUUGCUUGUACAGGGUAUAAUUAAAGAGGCAACGGAGUCAUGACCCUUUUGAGGGAGUAUUAGUAACCGCAUGAUCUUUUCGAGGGAGGCACGAUGGAAGGAAAUAACCUACCCUCUGGAAGCUUGAUGCAAGGAACACCUUACAGUAAUGUGGACUUGCAGCAUCAUAAACAUAUGCAAAUGCCUGCACCAAGCUCUGGAAACCAGGCUUUCAACCACUCUCAGGUGCCUGGCAAUUUCCCCAUUUGUCUGAACCAGGUUACAGAUUCCGACCAGCUACCUGAAUUCCAAUUUGGAGAGCACGGCAAGGUCAAUCACCACCAUCAUCCUCACCAUCACAAGCAGCAUGCAACGAAUAGCAUGAGCGAUGAUGAGGAGCAUGGUGUGCAUGAGGAUGCCACUGAUAGCCAGAUCGGCAAGGGAAAGAAGGGUUCCACAUGGCAUCGGAUGAAGUGGACUGAUUCGAUGGUUAGGCUUUUGAUUACUGCAGCAUCCUACACUGGGGAAGACCCAGGAGCUGAUUUAGGAGGUGGUAGGAGAAGCUGUGCAAUGAUGCAGAAGAAAGGCAAGUGGAAGGCCAUAUCAAAAGUCAUGGGCGAGCGAGGCUGCCUCGUGUCGCCGCAGCAGUGUGAGGAUAAGUUCAAUGACCUAAAUAAGAGGUAUAAAAGGCUUACAGAUAUCCUUGGUCGGGGUACUACUUGCAGAGUUGUGGCGAACCCGGAACUUCUGGAUGGCAUGGCUAAUCUCUCAGAUAAGAUGAAAGAUGCCGCGAGGAAGAUAUUGAGCUCUAAGCACUUGUUCUAUGAAGAGAUGUGCUCCUACCACAACAAUAAUUGGUUCAGUUUACCUGAAGAUCCUGCACUUCAGCGAUCGUUGCAGCUUGCUCUUAAGUGUAAGGAUGAGCAUGAUGCAAGGAAGCGAGCAAGUGGAGAUGCUGAUGAAGAUGAUCAAAGUGCAGACACUGAUUAUGAAGAAGAGAAUGAUGAUGAGCAUCCCAUCACGCAUGCCAAUAAGGGGACCCUACUCACGCGUAAAAGAUUGCGGUACAUGCCGGCGGAUAUGGAGGAUGUAGGUUUCGGCAACUCUUCCAGCUCACAUGACUGUAGCUGGAGAUCUGAUCCCCAUAGCAUUGCAGUGGACAUCAACAAAGCUUCUCCAGAUGGAACUAACUUGGCUUCGGUUCAAAAAGACUUGGCUACACAGUCUGCGGAGAUUGAGAAACAGCGUAUGGAAAUUGAAGUUGAGGCAUUGGAGCUUGCAAAACAACGUCUCAAGUGGGAGGCAUUUAGUAAGAAGAAGGACAGAGAGCUAGAGAAGAUGAGGUUGGAAAAUGAACAAAUGAAGAUUGAGAAUAAACGUUUGGAGCUAGAGGUAAGAUAUAAGGAGUUGGAGCUUGAACACAAACCACAAGGCCAUGGCAGUCAUGCAACAUGAUAAUAUCUUUAAAAUCGCGAAGACUGAAAUGCAAGAUAGUGUAGACAUUUUAUAGCACUGUUCAUGCAGAAGUAACACCAAGCGUCAGAAGCAUUUCACAUGUAGUACUGCUGUCUUCGCUCAAUUUGCUGCUUGAGGCAGCCAGGCUGCUCCAUGUGUGCUGAUACUUGAUGCGGUGUUACGAAAUAGUACCUUGCUUCCACAUCCAGGAUUACCGAAACGAAGCCUGAAGACCGCAAAGAAUAUGCUAUGGUGCAUGCAGACCUUACUUGCCUAUCGUCAUGAAGCUAUACUGUUGUCUGAUACCAUAUAAAAUUUCGGAAAUGCUAGCAUCACACCAUUUAUUUUCCUUGGUUUUUUUUCCCAGCUAUUCUUCCCUGUUGGCCCCUUACAGGUUGCUGUUGGCACUGAUAAUAGAACAUAGCACAGCAAUACGAUUGACAAGCGCAACGUUUGUUCGUUA